AGCCGCCGCCAGAGCCAGGAGAGGCGGAAUCUCGCCGGCGCCGCUCCCUGCGCGGGACUCGCGGAGGGCCACUGGGCAUGCUCAGUCGCCGGAGCCCGUGCUGGUCUAAGUAGGAAGCUCGCGCGCUGUUCCUGCAGCUGAUCCGGGCGCGCCGGGGAGGGGAGGACCAGAGCCGAACGAGGCGAUUGCCGCGCGCACCGCCGGUUGGAGCUGCCCUGGGUGAGCUGCUGCAGUCUCUAGCCAAGCAUGCUGUGGUUGGAUCUGCCUAGCCGUGGAACAGAAACAUUUGCUGGGUGGAAAAUCCAUAAAAGAAAGCUCCUGUGAAACACUGAGACAGACGACAACUUCAGCAAAAAGCUAACCAUCUCACUAUUUCCUGAGUACUUGGGAGCUGCUGAGGCCCCUGCUAAUGUGCUGACUGUCACUAUGGGCAGAUGGUACCUGGAGGCUCCCUGUCAUCUAGGCAGCUCAUAUUGCAAACUAUAACGUAUUUCCUGCACCAUUGGCUGACGCCCAGUGAUCCAUGUCAGAAGUACUUCCAGGUGACUCGAGUGUCGACACCUUGGCAGUGUUUAUGGCCAGCAGCGGAACCACAGACAUCGCAAAUUGCAACAGCCCAGCCACACCACCGAACACCCUUAAUCUCCGUUCCUCUCAUAAUGAACUGUUGAAUGCUGAAAUAAAACACUCGGACACCAAGAACAGCACACCUCCCAAAUGCAGGAAAAAAUAUGCACUAACUAACAUCCAGGCGGCAAUGGGCCUCUCCGAUCCCGCAGCACAGCCCCUGCUGGGAAAUGGCUCUGCCAACAUCAAGCUGGUGAAAAAUGGGGAGAACCAGCUCCGGAAGGCUGCAGAGCAAGGGCAGCAAGACCCCAACAAAAACAUCAGCCCUGCGGCAGUAAUCAACAUAACUUCUGAGAAGUUAGAGGGUAAAGAGCCCUGUGCCCAGGAGCCCUUGGGCUGUGAGAUUGUACCCUCCCAGCCCAGAAGAACUAAGAGCUUCCUCAAUUACUAUGCAGACCUGGAAACCUCAACCCGAGAGCAGGAGCAGGACCUGGGUAACCACCAAGGGCCUGGGGAAGAGAAGGUCCAGCCAGGCCAGGGCCAGGCUCCUGCCAUCAUUGGGAAUGGAGACUUGCUACUGCAGAAACCAAACAAACCCCAGUCCAGUCCAGAAGAUGGCCAGGUGGCCACCGUGUCAUCCAGCCCAGAGACCAAGAAGGAUCACCCAAAAACGGGGGCCAAAACCGACUGUGCGCUCCACCGGAUCCAGAACCUGGCCCCAAGUGAUGAGGAGUCAAGCUGGACAACACUGUCCCAUGACAGUGCCUCCCCCAGCUCCCCAGAUGAAGCAGAUAUCUGGAGUGAUCACUCAUUUCACACAGAUCCGGAUCUUCCGCCUGGCUGGAAAAGAAUCAGUGACAUCGCUGGUACCUAUUACUGGCACAUCCCAACAGGAACAACUCAGUGGGAACGGCCUGUCUCCAUCCCAGCGGAUCUUCAGGGUUCUAGGAAAGGGUCUCUUAGUUCUGUAACGCCAUCUCCCACCCCAGAGAAUGAGAAACAGCCAUGGAGUGAUUUUGCUGUUCUGAAUGGGGGAAAGAUUAAUAGUGACAUUUGGAAGGAUUUGCAUGCAGCCACAGUUAACCCAGAUCCUAGUUUAAAAGAAUUUGAAGGAGCAACACUACGCUAUGCAUCUUUGAAACUCAGAAAUGCCCCUCAUGCUGACGAUGAUGAUUCUUGUAGUAUCAACAGUGACCCAGAAGCCAAGUGUUUUGCUGUGCGCUCUCUGGGAUGGGUAGAGAUGGCAGAGGAGGACCUCGCCCCUGGUAAAAGCAGCGUGGCUGUCAACAAUUGCAUCAGGCAGCUUUCGUACUGCAAAAACGACAUCCGAGACACAGUUGGCAUCUGGGGAGAGGGCAAAGACAUGUACCUGAUACUGGAGAACGACAUGCUCAGCCUGGUGGACCCCAUGGACCGCACCGUGCUGCACUCCCAGCCCAUCGUGAGCAUUCGCGUGUGGGGCGUGGGCCGCGACAACGGCCGUGAACAGGAUUUUGCUUAUGUAGCAAGAGACAAAGACACAAGAAUUUUGAAAUGUCAUGUAUUUCGAUGUGACACACCAGCAAAAGCCAUCGCCACAAGUCUCCACGAAAUCUGUUCCAAGAUCAUGGCUGAACGUAAGAAUGCCAAAGCCCUGGCCUGCAGCUCCCUACAGGAGAGGACAAACGUGAAUCUCGAUGUUCCCUUGCAAGUAGAUUUUCCAACACCAAAGACUGAGCUGGUCCAGAAGUUCCACGUACAGUAUCUGGGCAUGUUACCUGUAGACAGGCCAGUUGGCAUGGAGACCCUGAACAGUGCCAUAGAAAGUCUGACGACCGUAUCCAAUAAGGAGGAUUGGCCGUCAGUGAACAUGAAUGUGGCCGAUGCCACGGUGACUGUCAUCAGUGAGAAGAAUGAAGAGGAGGUUUUGGUGGAGUGCCGAGUGCGAUUCCUGUCCUUCAUGGGUGUCGGGAAGGACAUCCACACAUUUGCCUUCAUCAUGGACACAGGGAGCCAGCGCUUUGAGUGCCAUGUGUUCUGGUGCGAACCCAAUGCCGCCAACGUGUCCGAGGCAGUCCAGGCCGCCUGCAUGUUACGCUAUCAGAAGUGCUUGGUAGCCAGGCCACCUUCACAGAAAGUCCGACCACCUCCUCCGCCAGCGGACUCGGUGACUAGAAGAGUCACAACCAAUGUAAAGCGAGGGGUCUUAUCCCUCAUUGACACUUUGAAACAGAAACGCCCUGUCUCGGAGACGCCAUAGCUGCACACGUUUGAGGACUCUGGCGUCCCCGUGAGGAUUGAAGAGCUACACUAAAGAAAAGGACCUGCGCCCAGCCUUCCAUUCAGUUGCUGAUGCUUUGUCUCCAGAGAGUUUAUCUGUACCCAAACAGUGUUAGACAAGCAUGUUCUCUGUCUUGCCACCACCAUGUGAUAUGAAAAGAAGCAUGAAUCCUUUUUUUUUGCUGUAAGUUACAUCAUGAGCAGUGGAAGGUCCCUUUCUUAUUGUACAUAUCGUGGACUUGGCUUCACACACGGAAAAAGACGCCCGCCUGGCAAAUGAACACUGCGUCCUUGGAGAAGACGCUGCUAGAGUCAUUUCCCAGCUUCUCGGCUGAUCUGUCGGGAGCAGCCUCAGGCCUGCAGCGCCUUGCCCGUUUUCAGCCUUGGAAACGCGGAGGUCGCUGCAGAGCGGAUGCCACUGAAUUGCUGUAAAGAUAGGAUGGGUUUUAGUUUUCCAUAAAAUCAAACGUGUUGGUUGACGGAAAUGGCUGUUGGCGUCAGUGCAGAAACCAGCGGGCAGCUUUCCUUGGCGAGCUUUGACACGCGGACACCAUUUCAUGUCUACCACUGUCAGUGGGAGGUUGGGGGGAAAAGUGAAUCUUUAAUGAUAAACUAAAUUUGAGAAAUUAAAAUCAAAAAAUAGCCUUUUCAGGUGGUUUCCAAACUGAUUAUUUUAAAAAGAUGAACAAGAUCCUAAUGCAUUUUGGGUGGGACAUAUUUCAAACUUCUGCCUUACAUUGUACGAUGCAGCUAGAGAAUUAUAGUUAGUUCACUAUGGUCAUUCUCUGCACAAACAUUAGAUGAAAUACUCCUCAUAACCUCUCAUCCUUAGUUUGAUAAUUAGCCAAUAUACAAUUUGGAGUCGAGGAAAUGUCGUUUAUAUCUCUGUCACACACUAUUAUUUUAGAUUUCUACCACCACAUUAUUUUUGUUAGUCCACAUCCUAGAGGUAAAUGUUCUGCUAGAAUUUCCCAUCUGGCUCAUUUUUAUUCUAAUGCUUUUUGUCCAGAAAGUUGUCUGUCCAUUACAUAUUGUCCAUGGCAACAAAUUACAUUUAGUUGAAACUUUCUUUGAAUUUAUGUAUUUAAUAUUAGAAUUUGUUGGAUCCAACAGGAUGUAUUUUUAAAUUUAUAUUUUUUCCAUUUUAUUCUCAAGACUUAAAAAUUUCAUAUCAGACUGAAGUAUACGUAGGAAUGAUGGACUAUUUAACGGUUUCCCAAAAAAUAGCAUUUUCCUGCUUUUUAUGUGGAUAAAAAACAGCUAUAAAGAUAUUCAAAUUUAGACUCUUGUUGACAGUGUUUUAAAAGGAAGUUGCUAAGGAGAUCAAUCUCAAUAUUAGACUUGUUUACUUUGUAAUGUCAAAAUUAAAGUUUACGACAUCCACUUAUAAAAAUAACAGUUUAUGUUCAUACACAGUUUUGUACUUGUCAAGAUGGUUUCCACAUCCUUAUCACAUUUGAGCCUUAUAUGGUAGAAAAGGUACUAAACACACUAGAGAAAUAAAAUACAAAGUACCAAGAGGCUAAACCCAUUGGCCUAAGAUCUCACCAAAGCUCGUGAGGGCCAGAAACAGGACCACACCUCCACCCCCUAGCUCUUGCUGUCUUAUUCCCCCUCCACCCAAUCAGGAAGACCUUUCCCAGUGACUCUGGGCAUCUACAACAAGCAGACAUGGAAGCACACACUGUCAGGCAGUCCCAGAAUCCCCUGCAGAAGCAGAGAAGCCUGUCCGUGUUCCUCGGGCAGGGGUAUCAAAUCCCUCACAAACCACCGUCUUCUCACAGUCCAGGGCUGGUUGCUGUGGCGCACCUCAAAUGUGCUGUAGAGGACAGGCAUCCACAUUGGGUGCAGCCUGUUCCAACCUAAGCUUUUCCAGAGGUGAGGUCCUUGUAGAGGCAUUCCUCACCGAUGGCCCUUGCCCACCAGAGAACACGAGUGGGAGGCCUUUGCCUGCCAUGGAGGGGGCACAGCAGGGCUGGAGGUGUUUCCUGGCACCCUGAUGCCAUAACUGAAAUGAUGCUACUUUAGAAAUGCAUUGUGCUUCUCGCCAACUUGCAUACUGUUCUCUCUGAACUAACCAGUGCCAUUGUGGGAAAUUGCUGCAAUAUGAAAAUCUUACUGUGCCCUGUGAAUUGCUGUUCAAAAUUCAGUUGCAGUGAUCUUUCAUCUUGAUCUCCACCAUGAAAUGUUUUAGUGUGAUACCCUUCAAUAUUCUAAACAACCCAUUUUUCUACAGGAAAUCUCUACCAGAACCCUCUUGUUCUUUUUUUUUUUUUCUUUUGGUACUGGGAAUUGAACUCGGGACCUUGCACUUGCAAGGCAGGUCCUGGAACCACUGAGCUAAAUUCCCGGCCCCUCUUGUUCAUGUUUUAAGGGAUACAUUUGUUUGUUUUCAGGAUCAAGAAUACUGAGCUAGCUUUAAGUAGCAAACUGAUUUAUAUAUGCAAUUAUAGGAUGCAGUAAGAUGAAUGAUAGCCUUUACAUAUUGAAAACUGUACUGCAGAUAUUUUGUUUUGAAAAUAGCUUUGCAUACUAAAUGCAGAUUAAUUUUGUAAAAUUUAUUAUGUUAAACAGUAUGUUCAGACACUUUCUGCCAUGGCCAAAAAGUAUGUAUGAAAGUAUGUGUGUGUUUGUGAAAGGAUGCCAGUGUUUUACCUGAGAACUUAGUGAUACUUCAGUUACCUAUGCAUUCUUUAUAUCUGUGAUUUGGUAAACAGGCAGCCAUGUUCACUAUGCCUUGUAUGUCUUAUCAUUUUUUGUAAUUAACCUGUUAAAUACAGCUUAAAAUAUUUUUAUUUUAUUUAUUCUAUUUUUACUGAAAUAUACUGCAUUAUUGUGUUAAUGUAUUAUCUUUACUGGGUAUUAUGUCUCAGUGUAUCCAGGCCUAAGUAAUCUCAGUGAACUAUACGUUGCCUAAUGGUGGUUUUGUAAUGAUUUGUAGUCACAUUUCUAUUGGAAUAUGUAGAAGAAAAGGCAAAAUGCUUAAAGUUCCUUUUAUUUUUUAAGAGCAGCUAGCUAGACGCAGUCUUGCCACCUGAUCUGCGUGCCCCUUGGCCGAGUCAAGGGAAAUAGCCGACAUGCCUAUGGCUAAGGACUUUACUUUGUAGACUAAAGCACUGUGCCGUGCUUCCUUUUUAUAUCCUUCACAACGCGUGUGAUGUCAUCUAGAGAUAUAUACAUAUAUCCACAUUCCCUGUUUUCCCCUGGGUAUGAGAUCACCCAUAAGUACUUAGGGCCAUCGUUUUUUGUCUGUCUUACUGCAUGAAGGGACAUUAAACUCAUUUCCAUUAAAACAAGUUCUUGAUGAUAAACUGUUGACGCUGCUACUUUUUUUUAAAAUCCAUAUUAUGAGUUUAA
Messenger RNA from Heterocephalus glaber (naked mole-rat), 6183 nucleotides. The record is from RefSeq and is a predicted model, not a curated record. Lineage: Eukaryota; Metazoa; Chordata; Mammalia; Rodentia; Bathyergidae.